Molecule: messenger RNA, 1229 nt
Organism: Sitophilus oryzae (rice weevil)
Lineage: Eukaryota; Metazoa; Arthropoda; Insecta; Coleoptera; Curculionidae
Gene: pb
Product: homeotic protein proboscipedia
Biological process (GO): regulation of DNA-templated transcription
Molecular function (GO): DNA-binding transcription factor activity, RNA polymerase II-specific; DNA binding
Source: RefSeq, a predicted model, not a curated record
GCGCGGGAACGGCCGAGGCUUCAUCCCGCUGCCGUGGCGGAUUUACGGGAAUUUGUUCUUGUGUUCCUGGUGGGAGGAGGGAAUAUAUCGGGAAUACGCGCGAGACGCUGUAUUGUUUUUUGGACGGUUUCGAUAUAUUGUAGUGUGGGAUUUUGUUUGUGAUCGGUUGAUCGCGGUUUUUUGCUAGUGUUGAUCAUAUAGGAGAUUAUUUGUGACUGUUGGACUGUGAUGGUGGUUAAGGAACGUGGGAGGUGUGAUUUAAGGACUAUACUGGAUCGAUGAGGAUCAAGCCAGAGACCGGUCCAGUUCUCGUCCAUAUGCCGAGGGUUGGUCAGUUGGAGGACGAGGUCGACUUCGUGGCGGUGAAAACGCGGUCCACCACGCCCGAGGAGGCGGCCGGUGGCGGCGGCCCGUACUGGAUGCCUCCGCAGGCCGCCCAGGGUGGCGGAGGAGGCACUCCCAGGCACCCUAUCGACGGGUGCGGCGAGACAGGCUUCAUCAACAGUCAGCCGUCGAUGGCAGAGUUUAUGACAGCGUUGCCUCAUCUCUCUGCCGAGAUGCCACCCCACGGACCCCCCAUGAGCCCUCAACACACACCACCAGGUGGAUACCCUUUGGACGUUCCCCACGGAAUGGGAUCACCGGGAGUCAACGUUCCAGAAUACCCCUGGAUGAAAGAAAAGAAAACCACAAGAAAAAACAGUCAACAGGAAAAUGGACUACCCAGACGACUUAGAACGGCGUACACCAACACCCAACUAUUAGAAUUAGAAAAAGAAUUCCAUUUUAACAAAUUCUGCAGGCCGAGAAGGAUAGAGAUAGCAGCUUCUUUAGAUUUGACGGAAAGACAGGUUAAAGUAUGGUUCCAGAAUAGAAGAAUGAAACACAAACGUCAAACUCUAGGCAAACAGUCUGAAGAUGGUGACGACAAAGACUCCGUCACGAGCGAAGGGAGUAAAAGCGCAAAACUGACCGACAAAUAUCUAGACGAUGAAAUGUCAAAGAAGAGUUGUCAGGGUUGUGAAAUGCCUUCAACAGGACUCUGCGUGUCACAUGACGAAAUACCCGACAUUGCCUCGUCCAGGGGAAAUAACAACAACACGCCUAGUGCAACAAAUAACAAUAAUAGUACUGGAGCUUUCAGCAGCGGGAACUCUACAGGAGCCAGUAGCGUAGUUCAGAACAGCACUGCUGAGCAUGUGAUCAGCACAUCUGAUCAGCACUGCUGA